Molecule: messenger RNA, 594 nt
Organism: Mixia osmundae IAM 14324
Lineage: Eukaryota; Fungi; Basidiomycota; Mixiomycetes; Mixiales; Mixiaceae
Exons: 4
Coding region: 1-594 (197 amino acids)
Biological process (GO): regulation of gene expression; maturation of 5.8S rRNA
Cellular component (GO): exosome (RNase complex); nucleolus
Molecular function (GO): DNA binding; RNA binding
Source: RefSeq, a predicted model, not a curated record
AUGGAGACCUUUCUGACCUCCUUCGAUACGCUAGACGAGACACUGGCCCCCUUGCUCGCCAAGUCAUUGCCCGACACGCUGGUCAACCUGACGCCUCUGCAAAAGGCAAAAGCCAACGUCAUGCUCAGCUACAUCAUCAACGACCUCGUAUGGAUGUUUCUGAAAGUGCAAGGCCACGAUGCUGCGAAUCACCCCGUCAUGGCGCAACUGAAACGAGUACAGGGCUAUUUCGAAAAGAUCAAAGAGGCCGAACUCGGCAAGGCAAAGCCCACGCAGCGAUUAGACAGAGCAGCGGCCAACAGGUUCAUCAGCAGUGCCGUCAAGUCAGCAAAGACCGCAGAGCAAAUCGAAGCCGAUCGAUCGCAUGGCAAGCAUUCACGAUUCUCGAGCUUGGCACGGCCAGACGCGCCACAAGCGACUACCUCAGAAGACGUAGCCGUCGUCGAGCAGCUCUCUCAGCCGCCAUCAAAGAAGAAGAGGCCCGCCAUGGACCCCUUCGAAGGCUACGAGAGUAAGGCAGCCGAGGCGAAGCCAGCUGACCCAAUGCCAAAGAAGAAGAAAUCCAAAAAGCUAAAGAUGAAAGCGACGGAGUAG